Alternaria burnsii is the source of this 204-nucleotide messenger RNA. RefSeq lists its product as uncharacterized. Lineage: Eukaryota; Fungi; Ascomycota; Dothideomycetes; Pleosporales; Pleosporaceae. Bases 1 to 204 code for a protein of 67 amino acids. The record is from RefSeq and is a predicted model, not a curated record. The transcript has 2 exons.
AUGUUCAACUACCAUAUAAGGAGUUCGUCGUUAGACUUUGGAAUUCCGGACCUCAAUGAUGCCAUCACGAAUUUUAUCAUUUAUUUUGACGGCGCUUUGCCUCCAUACCAGGGUAGCUUUGUUCUUUGCGAAGUCUUUCUGGUUUUGAGACCAUGGAUCUACCGCAUUUCAACUUACCCGGCGAACAUCGGCCACGCCAACUGA